Catharus ustulatus (Swainson's thrush) is the source of this 1170-nucleotide messenger RNA. Its product is annotated as thyroid hormone-inducible hepatic protein-like. Gene Ontology annotation, cellular component: cytosol. The record is from RefSeq and is a predicted model, not a curated record. The transcript is spliced from 2 exons. Bases 203 to 604 code for a protein of 133 amino acids. Gene Ontology annotation, biological process: regulation of lipid biosynthetic process. Lineage: Eukaryota; Metazoa; Chordata; Aves; Passeriformes; Turdidae.
GCCAAGCCCCAGCUGGGCUGCAGCCAAGCCCAACCCCAAGGCCAUCCAGCCCAACCAGGGCUGGCAGCGGGGGACAGCAGGGGGGGACAGCAGAGGAGGGACGUGCCCCAGCACUGCAUAAAAAGCCCCAGCAGGGACAGGGAGCAGGCGACACUCUCAGGAGAUCCCAGAGCAGCACUGCCAGAGCUGUAGGAGAAGGGCCAUGGAGCAGUACUUCUCAGCCACCCAGAAGAUGGAGCAGGAGGUGAUGUUCCCCAGCCUGCUCCGAGGGGUCUUCCCGCAGCAGGAGGGGGCAGCCCCGGCCGCGGAGAGCCGCACGGACCUGUACGAGCGCUACCAGCUCCUCAAGGCCAUCAAGCCCAUGGUGGAGAAAGGCCUGGCCUCUGUCGGGGACCAGAGCCCCACCGGUGCGGACGCCGACGUGGACGCGUCCUCGGACAGCAACGAGGCCGGAGAUGCCCAGCUCGAGGAGCGCCUGUCCCACCACCUGACUGGCCUGCAGCAGGUCCUCACCCACCUGACCAGGGACACCAACGCCCUGACCCGGAGGUACAGCCAGAUCCUGGAGCAGAUCAACCUCAGCGAGGGCCAGCCCAGCUGGUGACCCUGUCCUGGCCACCAGGACAGGUGCUGGUGUCAGGAAGCACAAGACGUCCCCGUCGCUGACCAUCACAGGCUCUUCCCCGUCACGUGCGCGUUCCCCACUCUGUGGCAGAUGAUGUGAUCGCCCGGCACUGGCGCUGACACCAGAGAUGGCUGUGACCACUGGAGAACCAGAUGGCACCUUAUCCUCAUAGGAAGAAGCAUCUGGCUGUGCCAGGAAUUCCACUGGAAGAGCCACAGGCUCGUGCCCUCCUCUUUAUUUUCAAAGAGUGGUGCGAAGCUGGGAGUGUUGUGAGGUGGCCCCAACCUCCAACAGUCCCUUGAGACUGCCAAGCCCUUUUCCAGCUGGUACCUGGACUCCAAGGGCAUUUCCCCCUGUUUCUGCUAAUAAAAGAAUCCCUGUGAAGCCAUUGUCAGUGUGGUGCUUCCACUCAAAGAGUGCCCCAGGGAAGGGUAGGGGAACACUGCCUCAGUGGGGUGGGAACUUUCCAGGGCAAUGCUGGGAAAUUGGAAAGGGACAAAGAAUCUCCAAGUCUGGGAUGGUUUGGGUUGGAAGGGAUCUUCAGA